CUAGGCCUCAUCUCGGGAGCUACAGCUUCUCGUCUCGGUUCUUGGGUCGCUCCAGACCCCGAAGGAAGGGUGUCCAUUCCGCCUCUUCGCCUCCGCCCCUCGCGGCGCCGAACGCCCCCAAACUCUUCCGCAGCCCCCUCCCGCCUUGUGGCUUGGUCCCCUGCAAAACGCCAUGGCGCCCAGGAAGGGCAACAGUCGGGUGACCAAGACCAACUCGCUGCGGAGCCGGAAACUCGCCUCCUUUCUUAAGGAUUUCGACCGGGAAGUGCAAGUCAGGAUCAAGCAGAUCGCGUCCGACAGGCAGAACCUCCUCAAGGAGGUGGACAACCUGUACAACAUCGAGGUCCUCCGACUGCCCAAGGCGCUGCGCGAGAUGAACUGGCUCGACUACUUCGCCCUUGGAGGAAACAAACAGGCCCUGGAGGAGGCAGCAACAGCUGACGUGGAUAUCACAGAAAUAAACAAACUGACAGCAGAAGCCAUGCAGACACCCCUGAGGUCUGCCAAGUCACGAAAGGCAAUACAAAUGGAUGAAAUGAUAGUGGAAGAAGAGGGAGAAGAAGAAGAAGAAGAAAACAAGCUUAAGAACCCUCAAACUGCAAGAGUCAAAAGGUGCCCUCCCUCCAAGAAGAGGACCCAGUCCCUACAAGGAAAAGGCAGAAGCAAAAGGUCAAGCCGCAGUCAGAUGGUGACGCCGGCUCUAAGCCGACUGGAGUUGUCCAUGGUCAGACCAACUCCAGGCCUGACGCCCAGGUUUGACUCCAGAGUCUUCAAGACCCCGGGCCUGCGCACUCCGGCAGCCAGAGAACACAUCUACAACAUCUCUGUGAACGGCAGCCCCCUGGCCGACAGCAAGGAGGUCUUCCUCACUGUGCCCGUGGGCGGCGGCGCGAGCGUGCGGCUACUGGCCAGUGACUUGCAGAGGACUGAUAUCGCACAGCUGGACCCAGAGGCCUUGGGAAAUAUUAAGAAGCUCUCAAGCCGUCUCGCCCAAAUCUGCAGCAGCAUACGGACCCACAAGUGAGACAGCAGGCAGGACCGGGUGCGGCACAACCACAGCAGCUGGGCACACAGACCUCCUCCCCUCCUCCUCUGGGGGCACUGCAUGGAGCCUCAGCAUCUUUCGCGGCCUGUGCCCAGUUGUUUCUUUUCAAGCUGGCUUGUGGAACAGUUUUCCUGUCUAUCCUAUUUAUCAAAGACCAAAACUCAGCUCGGAGGCAGCUUCAUGUUUUGCACGUCUACCUCUCCAGCUAGUUAGUCUGUGGACAGAGGAACUGUAGAAUUUAGCCUUGUCUGGGGUUUUGGUGACUGGCUGUCCCUAAGCUCUCUGACCUAGUUGUCCCUGCAAGGUGGGUGGGUUCUGCAGAAAGCUCUUCUGUCCCUCAGGGCCCAUGGCCCAGAUGUGACUGGAGUGGUGGCCUUACUCCACGUGUGGAGCCUGUGCCCCUGGGCACAGGUGAGUUCUAUGAGUCGGCCCUUCUGCCCCCACAGUCCUGCGCUGCGGCCCAGGCACCGGGAGCCGAGUUGUCCCGCAGGCCUAGGGGCACAGUCUCUCCUGGAAGGCUCCGGGGGUAGCUUGUAUUUUGUGACAUGAUCGAUCACGUAGUGCAGGCCUGUGCAAACUGAUUUGUUUUUAAAUUGCUUAGUCUCCUCUUCCUGAGGUUUUUGUACGUACUGUUUUCCUAAAUACUGGUAUCUGUAAGCUGAUGGUUCUGAUCCCAGCUUCUCAAGGAUACCCGCUUACAAUAAACUCUUGAGUU
Molecule: messenger RNA, 1760 nt
Organism: Ochotona curzoniae (black-lipped pika)
Lineage: Eukaryota; Metazoa; Chordata; Mammalia; Lagomorpha; Ochotonidae
Gene: CDCA8
Product: cell division cycle associated 8
Exons: 10
Coding region: 173-1024 (283 amino acids)
Biological process (GO): mitotic sister chromatid segregation
Cellular component (GO): chromosome passenger complex; spindle midzone; chromosome, centromeric region
Source: RefSeq, a predicted model, not a curated record